UGCUCGGUGUGUUAAACCGAGCGCCUGUGUGUUUGUCUCGCGUUGUGUGGACACAGCUGACCGCUGUCUGCGAGCAGGAAUAAACCAGGCUAGGCUAACAGCCCGGACAGUUAGCAGCCCACCGAGCGGGGGAACGGGUCGCACAAACCGAGCAGCACCGCGGAGACACCACCGCGGCGAGUCUUACUUCCACCCGACAAUGCAAACACCGAGUGUCGCAGCUAGCUAACGUUAGCGCCGUCCCCGCGGACCAUGGCAGAACCGAAGCGACGAUAGAGACAAGGCGACAUCGACAGGAAAGGGGUUAGCUUAGUUUCAAUGUUAUUGUCAAUUAAAAGCACAUUUGGUCACGAUGUCCUGCUCGGGGAACCUGGUCUGGGAUGUAAAUAAACGCCUGAUUGGAUACAGCGAACCCAACACCAUCAGGACCAACUACUUAGGUAGAAGAGAAUUUGUCCAGAGGCUUAAACUUGAAGCGACACUGAAUGUACAUGAUGGCUGUGUCAACACAAUAUCCUGGAACGACACAGGCGAAUACAUCCUGUCAGGAUCAGACGACACAUUUUUGGUUAUUACGAACCCAUACAACAAAAAG
Molecule: messenger RNA, 595 nt
Organism: Paralichthys olivaceus (Japanese flounder)
Lineage: Eukaryota; Metazoa; Chordata; Actinopteri; Pleuronectiformes; Paralichthyidae
Source: RefSeq, a predicted model, not a curated record